This is a messenger RNA of Durusdinium trenchii, 2796 nucleotides long. Lineage: Eukaryota; Dinophyceae; Suessiales; Symbiodiniaceae. The record is from the annotation of a GenBank genome assembly.
AUGGACCGGGCAAGCGACUAUGUCACGGCCUUGAUCUUCGACGGUGAAACAUGCCACCAGCUGAUCAAACAAUGUGUGCAUGGGAACUUGGACAGAGUUUCACGGUUGAAACUGGCUGAGCUUGUGUAUUUCAAGGACGUGCAGUAUUCAGAGAUCCCUGGAACUGACUUGUUGCCCCGAUGCCCAAUGAAGAUCUGCAAGGUCAAAGGCCAGCCAUUGUUUGCAAUCACAGGACCAGCUCAUUCCGUAAAAAAUGCAGCAUCUCAGCUCAUGAGUGCAACCAAAGUGCUGUACUAUGGGAACUUUGCCGCCGACCCAACACCGAUGCUGGAGCAUGACCUACCGCUUCCUGCGUAUGUGAGGAAAGAUGCAAUGUCGGACAGGUUUGCUGUUCUCCUCACUGAGGAGACCUCCACGAGUGUGUCCAUCGCAGACAAUAUGAAAGGCAUGCUUUUGUGGAACAUCACUUCAGCAUUGUGUGUGGCGCCCUUGGUUCACUCCAAGAUGACUCUAGAGGACAGGGCCGAAUGCGCCAUCUCCGGAUUCGUUCUCCAGGACCUUUGGUCGAUGAUUGCGACUCAACGUGAAAAGAGUUUCAGGAUGCAGUCACUGACGCAAAAGGCCAUUGCAGCUGCGAUCCACUUGGUUUCUCGUUGCAGUGACUAUCCAGUGCAAAAGCUUGAGCAGAUGUACCACGUACAAUGUGCCAGUGCAGCCUUUGAUGACAUGGAGAAAGAAGGUGAGGAUGAGCAGUUGGAGAAUGGGGGCGACCAGGAGCACGAAGCUGAGGAUGCAGAUGCUGUGAAGCCAAUCCUGGAUGAAAUCAUGAAGGUUGCAGCUGAGGAGACCGCUGACAACAACAAAGAAAGUGAAGAGAAUGAGCCUGCGGAUCGUGACCCAGACUGCGCUUUGCCGGACAGUGAGGAGCUUAUUGCAUUGACCUCUUCAUGUCCUGAGCCAGCAAACAAUGCUGUAUUGGAUGGUGCAAAGACCUUUCCCAAGAACCUCCGCGAAGCUGUGGCAGAUUCGCAGGGCCUGUGGAUUGGCAACGUUGUUGUCUUGAACAGAGCGCACGGGGAGCCACUGGUUGCUGCCUUGAUUUUGACAUUGUGGCCGCAUGGCAAGAAGCCAAAUCCAUGUGCUCAGGAGGAUGUCACUGGCAAGAAGAUCUUGCUGUCUUCCGAGUCUGUGGAGGCUUUUGCAAGGCUGUCUGCCCAAGACUUUGAGGAGCCUGUGGAAAAUAAGAAGAGGAAGAGCGAAACGCAGCAGGUGACUUUCGCACAUGCAAAGGCGCAGCUGAAAAGGGCAGGGCGGAUUGGGACAAGCAAGAAGAAGGUCUUGCAGGAGCUUGAUGUCCAGGCUUGCGACAUCAAGCGCAGUGAUGCUGGCCGCAAAGCAAUCCGCAGGAUCCUUCUCCGUGUAGCAGAGCUGGACUUGGUGCACUGGACAUGCACAUUGAAAAAGUGUUCUGAGAUCACCUGGGACAACUUUAUCAAGAAUAUUCCGUUCUUCUUCCAGUUCAAGUACUUCGGCUUGAGGAAUUCGCACCAAUAUGGACAACGUGUCGGAUCUGAUUUGCAGGCCAUUAUGAAGGCUUUGAAAGCCAAACCUCCGAACAGGAAGCCAUACCAGAGCCUCAUCCAGGAGUUUGUGGAAUCCAAAGUGGGAGGCCAUGAAGCGCAGCUGCAGGCUGAAGCAGCCCUGGAGGCCCUCAAGCGUGAGCACGAGGAGGUCUUAAGGGCCCGAGACGCGGAGCACGAGAAGCAGCGACGGCACUUGGAAUCCUUGCAGGAGAACGGGGGGGUUGUCCAACUUGCUGAAAGGGUUCAGAACUCACCCUGCGAACGACUUGACGAACCUCGAGUGAGCAUCUUCGAAUUCUCGAGAGGCGUAGCUCUCCUUCUCUUCAUAGUCGGACAAGCAGAGGAGCAGUGUCUCUUGCAGACGCGAGCGGGGCCCUCCGAGCUCCCGGCACAUGUAGGGCCAACGCGCAUCCCGUGCAUCAUCCAUCAAACCUGGAAGAAGCAUCAGCUCCUGGGAAAACAGCAUCGCUGGGUGGGUUCCUGGAAGUCCCUGAACCCCAGCUGCGAGCACCGCCUUUGGAACGACACCGAGAUCGCCUUGCUGGCCAAGACGAAGUCACCCAAGGUCAUCUGGCCCAUUUGGGAUGGCCUUACCCCCAUUGAGAAGACCGAUGUGUUCCGCUACCUGGUCCUCUACGAAUACGGUGGCUACUACUCGGACAUCGAUGUGACAUCCAUGAAGCCCAUCGCAGAAUACCCCGUCCCAAAGGAUGCCAGUAUGAUCGUCGGCUAUGAAUUCGGGCACCGCUUCCCUGAGGAUGCGCGCAUUGAGAACACCCUAGCGCGUACGGAGCAGUUUGAGCAGUGGUUCCUGGCUUCUGCACCCAAGAGCCCGAUGUUGAAGAGGUGUUUGGAGAUGAUCCGGGAGAAGUUCCGAUGGAAGAUCCAGAGUACCUUAGACCUCACUGGCCCUGGAACCUUCAGCGAUGCCGUCCACGAGUUCCUGGAAGAUCACUCCCCACACGAGGCGGUGCUGAAGGAGAUCUCCUUCCGACAGAGCCAGGUGAGUUACCAAAAGGGCUGGCAUUACCUGAGCUAUCCCUCUGAAAGGAUGUAUGGGACUGGCGAUUGGAAGAUCUGGCUACUGGCUGCAGGUCGAGUUAAUGCGGUCCCGCGGAUCAAGGAGGAGGAUCCAGAUGAGGCAUUAGAGCCGUUGUUGGUUCAUCACUUCAUUGGCACUUGGAAGCCAGCACAUGGGAUUUCCCAUCACUAG